GUAUUUGGAAUAUUUUUCACAGAACCACAUCACGAUCAUUCUCCAGCGAAAGAGCUAAAGUGAACAGGUGGCGUGACUUAACUCCAUGUAUGAGCUGAUUUACACCUGCCUCAUCCAACAUAAAUGUUUACACAGAUUUCUUACGGCACAAGUGCUUUCUGAUCAGCAUGGACACGAUAAUCAGCAUUCAAACGAAACCAUGAUAUCAAUUUCCUACAACAACAUGCCCUCGGUUCGCUUAAAUCGAAAGGUUGUGAGUAGGCAUCGACCGUUCAGCCGGCGAGCUGUGUCAACAUAAUAAUGGAGAUCUUCAAGGACAUUAGGAUUCCUCUUCCAGAAAGUUUCGAAUCGCCGAGUCUAACUCGAGUGGGAAAGUUUCAACGUGGCCUUCUAACGUGCGUGUUCUGUAUAUUGCCAGUGUUGCAGGGAGUCGCAUGGCAGCGAAACGAAAAGAGUGUAUAUUCUGGAUUUCGAUGUGAUAUAGGAGAUGGAUAUCUCGACGAAGACGAACAGAAAUACCUUGUGUCUCGCUUUGUCGAGGAUUACAGAAAUAAAUACAGCGGUGUUUCACAGGGUAUGUUUAUAAUCUUCAUUCUACUGAGUCUUUCAAUCAUCCAUUUAUACAUGUCCUACGUGUCAGAAAGAUUUAAUUCUUGGUUCAAGCUAAAGACUCGUAAACAGCGCGGAAAAAUCGUAACCGAACUGAAAACAUCGACAGCCGUGUUUAGGGCUCAUGUCAUACAACUGGCAACAAAGCUUGUGUCUUCCGCGAUCUUCAUUAUGUAUAACUGUCUCGCACACUCUAUUGUUUUGCCUCCGCGAAAGGAGUACCAAAUAGACUGGACUCCCUUAUCUCUCCUGAAGCGUGGCUCGAUUUCUACUACAGCUCUUUGUUACGCCGAUCAAGCCCUCGAAUUAUCAAUCUUUAAUGUCGGUUUGUUGAGCUUUGUAACGUUUUGCGGUAUACUGAAUUUAACAGAACUUGUCUAUACCUGGCAAGAGACACGAGCCUUAGAGCAAACUUCCGAUUAUUAUUUUUGCAUGUUUCUGUUACGACACAAUAGCGUGACCGAAGCUACAAAUAUGCAGAUAGAGAAAGAAUUAUUUUUAGAAGAACAGAGGAAUAAGAUACUCUUGGCGAAGAGACCUGUAAAUCAACACCCUUUCAUCAAAUCUUGGAGUUCAUUAGUACAUAGAAUUCCUCGCAAGAUCUUCAUUUCACAGAGGAAAUUAAAAUUUAAAGGAAUCAAGAAACAGAAACACAAGCAAGAAUUGUUCAGGACCUACAGCAGAACCAAAAAAAUUCCCGUAACUUCUCUGCAGGAUUUUUUAAAGCCGGAUAGAGACACGCAAAAUCCGAAAAUAAUCCUCUUGACAGGACCUCCGGGUAUUGGCAAAACUGAACUUGUUGCCCAGAUUGUCGAAGAAUUCAACGCUGUCGAAAUCGAACUAUGUAAUCUAAAUUUUGUUUUCGUCUUCAAUUUCAAGGAGCUCAAUCUAGUCGACGAACCGAUCACUUUACAAGCGUUUCUAAAUCUUUCGCUUUACAAUUCAAAUGUUAGUGACGUUGUUUAUCAACAAAUUGUAGGAAAUCCGGAAGAAGUGCUUUUUAUCUUCGAUGGCCUCAAUGAGUGGUCUUUGAGAUCUGUGGAAGAAAACGGAUUGAAGAUGUCUUUAGCUUCUCUUGUCUUGAAACUUUUAACUGGGGACCUUUUAUCAGGAUCAACUAUCAUCGUAACUUCCCGACCAACGCCCUUACUAUCAGAGAUUAGCGAAAUGGUAACAUUUGAUAGAUAUGCAGAGCUGGCCUGUUUCAAGCCUGAAGAUUUGAAGACUUGCAUCCAAGAGUGUUUCCAGAACAACGAAGAGGUCAGGAAUUCUGUCAAAAAACGCAUCUCCAGUGACAACGCUCUUGAAGUCCUUUGUCGUUUACCUCAAAACUGCCGCCUGUUCUGUCUGUAUGUUGACUUCUUUGCUUCAAAGAAAACCAUUAAGGGGAUCGGCUCUCUCAAACUACCAGCCACAACAACUGAAUUGUUCGAGAGAAUGAUUGAAACCGUAACAGCGGUGGAAUCGGAUGAAAGUAACCACGAGAUAUUCCCAUCAGAUCAUUAUGACUUUUCAAAGGGCUCUAAAGAAGUCUUGGAAAAACUAUCAUGUCUUGCAUUAGAAGGAAUAAUAAACGAAAGAUACGUUUUUAGAAAGGAAGAGUUCUCUCAAGUUGAACUGAGCGCUUUUGAGGUAGAAAUUCUUGAGGAAGCCGGCUUGUUAAGUCGCUUAAGAGGCUUUAAAUUGAACAUGUACUGUUUCAGUUGUCUGUCCCUCCAAGAGUACUUCGCCGCCAGUAGAAUUGUUCAAUCCAGUACUACGGGCGAUUUCCGUGAUUUUCUGGAAAAGGCAAACGAGAACCAUUGUGCAACACUGCAGUUUGUGGCUGGGUUGUGCAAAGAUGGACAAAAAGGAAAGAGUACUUUUGUGUGCUUGAUGCAACAUUUAACCCAAUCGAUUAAACUUAACAAUCAUUUCGUUGACGAACCAGUGGUUGAUAACCAAGCGAUUGCUUUUCUUUGUAAAUGCAUCGCUGAGAACCCGACAAAACUGGGCCUACCUUUUGCUAAAGAGGUGACCUCUUCCAUAUCGCCGUUCAGGCCGAUUGUCUUCACAGAGAUGGGCAAUAACCCGCUAGAGACGCAGGCUGUCUUAUUUUGCUUAAAAGAGGCCAAUGGUUGCAACGUCAAGAGAGUCAUUUUUGAGGGCAACUGCAUGGAAGAUGACGGAUUUCGUCAAGUGGCUGCAUCGCUCUGCCACAAAUCGUGCAAGUUGGACCAGGUGAGUUUGACAAAUUCUGGUGUUACUGAUGGCGCCAUGUUAUCGUUCCUUGAAAGCACUGCAAGCCACUCAUUCCUUGGAAUUAGGAUCCUUGGCUUGAGAGGCAAUGACAUUUCCAGCGAAGGAGCAAAAUAUCUUGCCUGCGUGCUUUUCAACGAUUGGUGCCAAUUGGAGGAGCUUCACCUGGGCAACAACAGAAUCGGUGACCAAGGAGUAGAGUAUUUCAGUGAAGCUCUUUGCUGUGGAAGUAGUAAAAUUCACACCUUGGAUUUGAGCUCCAAUGGAAUAACCCACAAUGGUGUUUACCACUUGAGCAAGGCUCUUAGUAAUCCUGUUUGUAAUGUGAAACGUCUGUACCUUCAGCAAAACAGAAUCCUUGACUUUGGAAUGCAAGACCUCUGCGAGUCUCUGUGCAUAGGAGAAUGCAAUCUAAGAGUCCUGUUCGUCAGCUCCAACGAAAUCACUGACAAUGGGAUUGUGUACGUGGAAAAAGCUCUGGCACACAAGUCUUGCAGGCUCCAAGAGCUCUACCUUGGCUACAACCUCAUCACCGACAAAGGUGUCAAGAGUCUGCUGCAGGCACUGCCUACUGAUCAAAUAAACUUGAAGAUUUUGUCCCUGGCCAACAAUCCUAUAACAGACACUGGAGUAAAAAUGUUGGCCAACGCUCUAAGAAACUCAAGCUGUAACCUGCACAGGCUUUUUAUUAGUCUAGGACGCUCACAGCUUGCGGACACAAAACGCUCAAAGCUGCAAGUGCGAUACGUCAAUGCAUUUUAAUCCCCCAAACGAGGACCAGUGAGCACUUAAAGAAAGUAAAGCAGCGAGAAACUUCCUUGCGCUGCUUUUGUUGUCAUGAACUGGACACAUCCGCGUAUUUUGAAUGUAAAAGCUAAUGGGUUAAGGUUAGGUUCUAUUUUAAAAAUUUGCAUGCUAUCAGAGAGAUUUGUUGUUGUGAUAAUUUUCAUACUUGCACUUCAAUUUAAAAUUUUUAAGCAAAAAUUUUGGUAUCAACAAGGCUUACUAAACUGUCACUGGUUUACAAGACAGGUUGCUAUGAUAAGAAAGAAAAUUACAAUUUCAAUUUCGUUUAUUUCUGGCUAACAACUUUGCAGUGUCAUGAACCACGUGUUAAUAAAGUAGGCAGGUGCUAUACUUUUUGUGCACGUCAUUCUCUUCAUCCAGGAUCGUGGCGACGUUUCCAUUUUAAUAUAAAUGCAAAUGAUUGGUGUCAAUACGCAAACUUUUCAUCUGUUUUAUGUUUAAAAAAAAAUGCUUUUACAAAUUAAGUAUGGACGUGUCCUUAAAGAGGGACUGUCUUGAUGUUAUAAUUGGCUAAGAUCCAAGAAGUAUCUCAAACGUGUGGGCUAUUAAAAGAUAUUA
This is a messenger RNA of Pocillopora verrucosa, 4212 nucleotides long. Its product is annotated as protein NLRC3. Gene Ontology annotation, cellular component: cytoplasm. The record is from RefSeq and is a predicted model, not a curated record. Lineage: Eukaryota; Metazoa; Cnidaria; Anthozoa; Scleractinia; Pocilloporidae. Gene Ontology annotation, molecular function: protein binding.